GGCGGUGCCACGUGAAGAGUCGGUCGGAGCAGGAAGAUGGACGCAGGCUGCGGGGAGACUCUGGCCGGUGGGAGUGAGGCGCCUCCAACCUCGUCGGCCCGCAGUUUCGGGCGGGUCCCGCUUGUGAUGCGCAGAUUCUGAACGCUGCGUCAUCGCGGCGUUUAUGCAGCUGUCAUCCUAACAUGAGCGCUGAGGAGGGAGGGGGCCCCGCCGGCGGGGGGGUGCAGGAGGAGACGAGUUCACCAAGCACCUGUGAGGAGGCCGGAACCUCAGCGGGAGUCCCGCGGCCCGGAGAGGACCUGGAGCCGGACCCUGGGGAGGAGGAUGAGGGCGCGGGGGUGGAGUCCUGUCGGUCCAACGGCAGCGGUGAGGGUUGCAGCCCCCCAACUCCCAGCUGCCGAAUCUGCUUCCAGGGCGCCGAACAGGGAGAGAUGUUCAACCCGUGCCGCUGCGACGGCACAGUCCGGUACACGCACCACCACUGCCUGCUAAAGUGGAUCAGCGAGCGCGGCUGCUGGACCUGCGAGCUCUGCUGCUACCGCUUCCACGUGGUCCCGGUCAACAUGAAGAGACCGUGGCAGUGGCAGUCCAUCACUGUCACCCUGGUGGAGAAGGUCCAGAUGGUGGCGGUCUUCCUGGGCUCCCUCUUCCUGGUUGCCAGUAUUUCCUGGCUCUUGUGGUCCGCUCUGAGUCCCAACGCCGUGUGGCAGCGCCGGGAUCUUCUCUUCCAGAUCUGCUAUGGAAUGUAUGGAGUCAUGGACCUGGUCUGUGUCGGUCAGUCCUCCUCCACUCCAAGCCUCUGUCCCUUUCCUCAACAUAGAUCAGAGCUCUUUAUGUUGGUGUGUUUUCCACCUCCUGAACUGCUGAUGUUCUCCAGGUCUGAUCGUCCACGAGGGGGCAGCAGUGUGCAGCGUUUUCCUCCGCUGGAGGGCUGUCAACCUGCACUGGGACGUGCAGAGCUACGACAAGACUCGAGACCUGAAGGAGACUCAGGCAGCUCGGACUCUAUGGUUACCCCUCACGGCCGCGGGACCCGCUGGCCAACCAGACUCCACCCAGCUGGACGUGCCGGCCUGGACCUGUCUGUGUUUGACUCCUUUCUUUUCGGCCCCUGGGAACCAGAACCACCAGAGUCAGGAGGGUGACUCUGGGGAGGUGGUGAUCCGGGUGACGUCUGUGUGACCACAGCGGGGGCGGGGCCUGAGACAGUCCAGUGUGACCCCAUGUCGGUGCCAGGACAGAUGAGUACCUUCUUGCUAGCUAGUGUCAGAGGGAUCACCUGGUUCUGAACCAUCAUAUAUUGAUUCUGUUCUGGCGUUCUUUUGGUGCCGCUCUUCCAGUUACAGGCUAGCCAGGGUGGCAGCGCAGUCGUGUGUAUCGGUGCCUUAGCAGGCGGAGUGUCGCCGCUGCAGCACAAACGUGAUGUGAAUGUAUCUUUGUUUCAGAAUAAAAGUUUUUGAUAU
Molecule: messenger RNA, 1463 nt
Organism: Synchiropus splendidus (mandarinfish)
Lineage: Eukaryota; Metazoa; Chordata; Actinopteri; Syngnathiformes; Callionymidae
Gene: marchf11
Product: membrane-associated ring finger (C3HC4) 11
Exons: 3
Coding region: 183-1145 (320 amino acids)
Biological process (GO): protein ubiquitination
Molecular function (GO): ubiquitin-protein transferase activity; zinc ion binding
Source: RefSeq, a predicted model, not a curated record